GGAGAGGAAGACUGAACCAUAAAUCUGAACUCGAGCUCCUCUCCCUGCUUCCUCCAGGCAGAAGUGGGAGGGCCUUUCUGACAUUGAGGUUUUCUUUCUUCAAGGCCUUCGGUGGUUUUAGAGAUGGUGAUGAUGCUAAUGGAGGCUGGUGAUGGAAUGACGAUAACUGUUCCCAAAGCUGUGAAGUUUACAAAAUGCUUUCAUGGCCAUUAUCUCUUCUGGGUCCAGAAAGGCAAAACGUGUACCCAUUUUGUGAAGUAGGAGGAUGUGGUAUUCAAAAACAAAACAAACCCAGGUUGUCUCUGUAUUUCGCUAGCUCAUGAAACUUCAUUUCAUCUUGGGCAAAAGUGAGUGAAGAGGGUCCUAAAGUGGGUGGGAGUGUCACCGAGCUGUGUCCAACUGUCAGAUGGACUGUGACCUCACUCCUCUACCCCCGGUGCUUGCCCACGUCCUGCCGUCCUGUUCUCCCUGUUUCGGUCACUCCCUGCUAUAGCAUGCCUGGCGUGUCUGGGCUGCAGCCUUCCCACUUCUGAGGUUUGGGCAAAUGGGUCUCUUACAUCGUUCCAUUCCAGGUACUCCCAGUUACUGAGACAACAGUGGAGGGGACUAGAGACCAGAAAAAUCAAUGCGCCGACAGUCACACCCUUAGAAAGCACAGUCUGGGUUCCAACUCUGAAGUCUACACCCAGCAGGAAAAAUUCCUGCAUGUGCUCCUUCUACUUCUUCCGAGCCAGCUGCCCCCUGCCCUCGACAUACCAGGUGCCAGAACACAGCUGUCUCUUCGUUAAUCCCCCCACCCAGGCAAGCGGUCCUAGGGUGGGGCUGAACUGGGUGGGGCCGCCGUGUAGGGUCCAGGGAGGCUGUGCCCCUGCAGGCAAAUUCAGCCAGAGACUGAUUCUGAGCAACAGUUCUGACUGUCGCUGACCCAGCCAUGCCCGCUCCACUGCUCCCACUGCUGCUUCGAACCCUGAUGUCCCGCUUGCUGCUGCCUGCCACCCGCCUGGCCCGCCGGCACCUCCUGCCCCUCCUGCGCCGACUGGCCCGCCGCCUGGGCUCGCAGGAUGUUCGAGAAGCUUUGCUGGGCUGUCUGUUGUUCAUCCUCAGCCAGAGCCGCCCGCCCGACGCUGAGGAGGUCUCCAGAGUGGCUGGCCAGGAGAGGAGGGAGAGGCUAGCUCCCCCAAAAUGAGGCUGCGAUCCCUGGUAUUGGCUGUGUCAUCAAAAGCCAUUCUUUUGGAGCAAGACAGUCCUGGCACCACCACUGAGCACAGCCUACCCACUGUGCAGAAGACGCGGUGGGGGACUGAGCACAAAGAGGGGUCUGACCAGGAAUGCCUCCCCACUCCCAACAGGAAUGACUGGAAGGAUACCCAGCAUCUAGCAGAAAACUGAUCUUACGCAACCCUGCACUCCUCCUUCCAAGACACCUUUCCUAAUCGCAUCUGGGCUGGGAAGGGAAGGGAGGGGGAUGAGGGGAGUGACUCUGCUCCCCCACCCCCAUCCCGGACAAAUGGGAACCUGAGUUCCAGUGAGGGACAGUCCUCACCCAUGGAUAACUGACAACUUAUCUGAGAGGGGAGAUUUUGAGUCUGUCCUUCAGACUCAGGAUUUUCCUUCAAAUAAUAGAACCUUGAUUUGGUCAGUCUUGCCCCAAAGCCCAGCACGCAGCAGUUGCUCAAUAAAUAUCUGCUCAUUUGAAUUCGUGGGAUACCAUUGAAAAUUGUGUCACCCAUGCUCCUACACUGAAAAACAGCCUAACGUGGCCAGGGGGUGGGAGGGGGAAACCCACUCCGGGCUCCCUUUUGC
Acinonyx jubatus (cheetah) is the source of this 1803-nucleotide messenger RNA. RefSeq names its product myomixer, myoblast fusion factor (gene MYMX). Bases 932 to 1186 code for a protein of 84 amino acids. Gene Ontology annotation, cellular component: Golgi membrane; endoplasmic reticulum membrane; plasma membrane. The record is from RefSeq and is a predicted model, not a curated record. Lineage: Eukaryota; Metazoa; Chordata; Mammalia; Carnivora; Felidae. The transcript has 2 exons. Gene Ontology annotation, biological process: myoblast fusion; skeletal muscle organ development.